AUGUUCCACCAAAUUCGAAUCAAAGAAGAGGACAAACAUUCCCAGCGCUUUUUGUGGCGCUUCAAUCCAUCGGAGAAGCCAGGCAUUUAUGUAAUGGAUGUGGCAACCUUUGGUAGCACCUGCUCACCAUCCUCGGCACAGUUCUUUAAGAACAAAAAUGCAGAAGAACAUUCUGAGUUCUACCCGGAAACAUCAAAAGCGAUCAUCAGCGACCAUUACAUCGACGACUACUUGGCCAGUUUUGGUUCCGAAGAAGAAGCAACGAAUGUGACGAGCGAAGUCCGCUACGUUCAUGGCAAUGGAGGUUUCAAGCUACAUAACUGGCGUUCCAAUAGUAGCGCAGUGCUCAAACAUUUAGAAGAGGUGCAACAUGGACCAGAUAAGUGGCUCAGUUUGGGUGACGGUGUGAAAAACGAAAGGGUGCUCGGAAUGCUUUGGAGUCCAUCAACUGACGAGCUGAGUUUCUGCACUCAGAUGACGGAGGAAGUGCAACGGCUGGUUCAGACAGCCUCACGACCGACAAAAAGACAAAUCCUGCGAUGUGUUAUGACUCUGUUCGACCCGCUAGGUCUGCUUUCGCCAUUUAUCAUCCAUGGGAAGACUCUGAUUCAAGACUUGUGGCGAGAAGGUGCUGAGUGCGACGAGCAAGUCGGCGACGAGAUGUACGGAAAAUGGCAACGGUGGAUACACAUGAUUGAGUACAUUGCAAACAUCAAAAUUCCAAGAUGCUACUUCCCUUGUACCACUCGAAAAACCUACCACGGCUCUGAAAUUCACGUUUUUGUCGACGCGAGCGAGGCAGCAUAUUCUUGUGCUGUGUACUUACGAACGAACAACCAAGCCGGCAAACCUCAGUUUGUCUCCUGCAGAGUAGGAGAAAUUCUAGAACACACAUCAGCCAGCGACUGGCGGUGGGUACCAUCGCAGCUUAAUCCAGCAGAUGAAGCGACGAAAUGGGGUAGUGGACCGUACUUCGAUCGCGAAAGCAAAUGGUUUAAAGGACCAAACUUUUUGCUAGAACAAGAAACUGAGUGGCCACGUCCCAGAGAACAGCAGUUUGAACUACAAGCAGCCGAAAAGGUGAUAUUCAAACUCGUUCAGCGUGAGUUCUACCCAGACAAAGUUGCAGCAUUAUCCAACAAAUCGCCAAAUGAAACUGGACAAGAAGCAAUCGGUAAACACAGCCACAUUUACCCACUGAUGCCGAUUUUGGAUAACGACGGUUUGUUGCGUGAAAAGGGACGAAUUGGAUCGACUGAUGUACCAUAUACUGUGCGUCAUCCCGUGAUCUUGCCGAGAAAACAUCGAGUUACGGAACUCCUGAUUCACAAAUACCAUUGCUAUUAUCAGCAAGGCAACAACGAAACGGUUGUCAACGAGAUGCGCCAGCUCUACAGUACUCUGAGACUUCGCGUAGCGGUGAAGAAAAUUAGCCGUGAUUGCCAGCAUUGUAAAAUUCGCCGAGCCCGACCUAGAGUUCCACCGAUAACACCAUUGCCACCAGCGCGUUUAGCACACAACGAGCGCGCAUUCACCUACACAGGAGUGAACUACUUCGGGCCGCUGCAGGUGAAACUGGGGAGAUCGAAAGUCAAACGGUGGGUAGCAUUAUUCACCUGCCUGACGGUACGAGCUGUUCACCUCGAAAUCGCCUACACUCUGUCUACUGAAUCCUGCAUAUCCUGUAUCCGUAGAUUCGUUAGUCGCAGAGCCCCGCCAGUGGAGUUUUUUAGCGAUAAUGCAACGAAUUUCCAGGGGGCAGAUCGAGUACUUAAGCACCAGAUAAGCCAGGGACUGAGCGCAACGUUCACAAACACGAACACCAAAUGGAAUUUCAUACCACCGGGAGCGCCUCAUAUGGGUGGAGCGUGGGAACGGUUGGUGCAAUCCGUUAAAGCGGCCAUGGCUGAAGCAUAUACCGAGGGAACACUCGAUGACGAGGGGUUGCAGACACUGGUCGUGGAGGCUGAAAGCAUACAAUUGAAAGUAUUUUGGGGACGUUGGUUGCUUGAAUAUCUUCCGGUGAUUCGACGACAGCCAAAAUGGUUACACGAAACUAGGGCUCUGGAACGCGGAGACCUGGUGAUGGUCGCUGAACCGAUGAAACGCAAUGGAUGGGAACGAGGACGAAUCAUUCGAUUGAUCCAGGCACCGGACGGUCGAAUUAGACGAGCCGUCGUCAUGAUCGGCGGAAAGGGCGUGAUACGACCGGUAUCGCGGUUGGCAUUGCUCGACGUGCGAAAGAGUCGUGAAGAUCCGGAGCGCUCCGGACUACACCCGGAGGAGUCUGUUAGCGGCGAAACCGUCGAACUAGCCACCCUGGUUAAUAAUGAUCUCGAAGGGCGCUUGACAACCGUCAAAGCGGCGCCUCAAAUGACAACGAUCUGCGGCGGAAGUGUUUAA
Messenger RNA from Wyeomyia smithii (pitcher-plant mosquito), 2403 nucleotides. RefSeq lists its product as uncharacterized. The record is from RefSeq and is a predicted model, not a curated record. Lineage: Eukaryota; Metazoa; Arthropoda; Insecta; Diptera; Culicidae. The transcript has 4 exons. The coding region runs from base 1 to 2403 and encodes 800 amino acids. Gene Ontology annotation, molecular function: nucleic acid binding.